Aplosporella prunicola CBS 121167 is the source of this 705-nucleotide messenger RNA. RefSeq lists its product as uncharacterized. The transcript has 2 exons. Gene Ontology annotation, molecular function: O-methyltransferase activity. The coding region runs from base 1 to 705 and encodes 234 amino acids. The record is from RefSeq and is a predicted model, not a curated record. NCBI's taxonomy places the organism in Eukaryota, Fungi, Ascomycota, Dothideomycetes, Botryosphaeriales, Aplosporellaceae.
AUGUCUUCCUCGGCCUCUUCCGCAAUCGGCGCCCCCCUUCACAUCCGUCCUCUCCUCAACUCACUGCACAAACUCUCCCUGGACCAAGAAGCCGCGCUAAAGAAAGACAAAGAGUCGAAGCGGUUCGUAUCAUCGGAUGCAGCCGAAUCAGCAGACUUUGAUACGCUCAUGCGCGACAAGUUCAUUGCGCUCGACGAGGACAAAUGCCAGUUUUUGUACCAGCUUCUCCGGGCAAAGGGCGCCACCACUGUCGUAGAAGCGGGCACAAGCUUCGGCGUCAGCACGAUCUACCUCGCUCUUGCGGUUGGUAGAAAUGCGUCGGCUUUGGGGAAGGAAGGGCGGGUGAUUGCGACAGAAAAGGAGGAUGAGAAGGCUGAGAAGGCUCGUACGUACUGGAAGGAGUGCGGUGAGAGCGUGGAAGCAUUUGUUGACCUGAGGGUUGGAGAUCUACUGGAGACUUUGAAGAAGGACGUCAAUGAUGUCGACCUUUUGCUUUUGGACAUUUGGUCUCCGUUGGCGCUGCCAACGCUAAAGCUGGUUCAGCCAAACAUGAAGCCAGGCGCGGUGGUUGUGACUGAUAACACUGUUGUAUCGGCGGAAGGGUACAAGGAACUCUUAGAGUAUCUAUAUACGCCAAACAGCCCCUUUACGAAUGUUACUCUUCCGUAUACUGGAGGGUUGAUGAUGAGUGUAUACUACCCGUAG